CAACCACUAGCACUUCAGACAAUUAUUGAAUCAGACUAUUUGUUUUGCUUUGUCAGUCAACGGUUGACCCAUUGACUCGCCCACCAUCCAUGACUUCUUCAGCUUAAGUUAUGCACUCAUCUUUUAUCUCCUUCUUAAAAAAAUCUGAUGAACUGUAACGUUUUGUUUCUUCUCUCUGUUCUCGUCUCUGUUACGGCUGGAGUUACGGCGGCGUACCAUCCUACCGAUGUCUUUCUCUUCAACUGCGGCGAUACUUCCAACAACGUCGACAACAGUGGCCGGAACUGGACGGUGGAAAGUCGUCAAAUUCUGUCGUCGAAUUUAGUCAACGCUUCAUUCACUUCAGAAGCGUCAUACCAAAAAGCAGGGGUCUCUCGGAUUCCGUACAUGAAAGCUCGAAUAUUCCGAUCUGAGUUCACCUACAGUUUCCCAGUCACUCCCGGUUCGAUAUUUCUCCGGUUAUACUUUUACCCGACUCAGUACAAAUCCGGUUUUGACGCGGUUAACUCCUUCUUCUCCGUCAAAGUCAACGGUUUCACUCUCUUGCGAAACUUCAACGCUGACUCAACGGUACAAGCUUCAAUACCGUUGUCAAAUUCUCUAAUCAAAGAGUUUAUCAUUCCGGUUCACCAGACUCUGAAUCUCACCUUCACUCCCUCCAAGAAUUUGUUAGCUUUCGUUAACGGAAUCGAAAUCGUCUCCAUGCCUGACCGGUUUUACUCAAAGGGAGGAUUUGACAACGUUUUAAGAAACGUUAGUAGCGACGUUGACUUCCAGAUAGACAACUCGACGGCUUUCGAGUCCGUUCACCGGUUAAACGUCGGCGGACAAAUAGUCAACGAGGUCGACGAUUCAGGAAUGUUCCGGCGGUGGCUUUCUGAUGAUUCUUUUGGAAACUCUGGAUCCAUUGUGAAUGUUCCGGGUGUAAAGAUCAACUACACGGAGAAGACUCCGGCGUAUGUUGCGCCGUAUGAUGUGUAUGCUACUAGUCGCUUAAUGGGGAACUCCAGCAACUUGAUGUUCAAUCUAACGGGUAUGUUCCUCACAGUUGAUGCUGGGUAUAACUACCUUGUGAGGCUACAUUUCUGUGAGACUCUUCCACAAGUUACCAAAGCAGGCCAACGUGUCUUCUCCAUAUUCGUCGAAGAUAAGAUGGCUAAGAAAGAGACGGACGUGAUUCGGUUGAGCGGUGGUCCUCGGAUUCCAAUGUAUUUAGAUUUCAGUGUGUAUGUUGGUUUCGAAAGUGGGAUGAUACAACCUGAGCUACGACUUGACUUGGUUCCUCUCAAGGACACUAAUCAAACGUAUUACGACGCUAUUCUGAGUGGUGUGGAGAUUCUCAAGCUGAAUGAUUCUGAUGGUAAUCUUGCAAGACCAAAUCCAGAACUUCUAGUAUCUACGGACUCAACACCAGAUGAUUCUAAUGUUACACCACCAAUAAAAGGUAAGCCACAUGUUUUGGUGAUAAUCCUCAUAGUCGUUGGUUCUGUAAUUGGGCUAGCGACUUUCAUUGUUAUCAUCAUGUUGUUGAUCCGUCAGAUGAAGAGGAAGAAGAAUAAAAAGGAGAAUAGUGUCAUUAUGUUCAAGUUACUACUGAAACAGUACAUUUAUGCAGAAUUGAAGAAGAUUACAAAGUCGUUUUCCCACACUGUUGGGAAAGGAGGGUUUGGAACUGUAUAUAGAGGAAACCUUUCUAAUGGACGUACGGUUGCAGUAAAGGUCUUGAAGGAUUUGAAGGGAAACGGUGACGAUUUCAUCAACGAAGUCACCAGCAUGAGCCAAACAUCUCAUGUAAACAUUGUUUCUCUGCUAGGUUUUUGCUAUGAAGGGUCCAAAAGAGCGAUUAUAUCAGAGUUUCUGGAGCAUGGGUCUUUGGAUCAGUUCAUCUCUAGAAAUAAAUCAUUGACUCCGAACGUGACAACACUAUAUGGAAUCGCGCUAGGCAUCGCUCGGGGAUUGGAGUAUUUGCACUAUGGCUGCAAAACAAGAAUUGUGCAUUUCGAUAUUAAACCUCAAAAUAUUCUGCUCGAUGACAAUUUUUGUCCUAAAGUCGCCGACUUUGGCCUUGCUAAGCUUUGUGAGAAAAGAGAAAGCAUUUUGUCAUUAAUAGACACAAGAGGAACUAUAGGUUACAUUGCACCAGAGGUGGUCUCAAGAAUGUACGGUGGAAUCUCCCAUAAAUCUGAUGUGUAUAGCUAUGGAAUGUUGGUCCUCGACAUGAUAGGAGCAAGAAAUAAAGUUGAAACCACAACUUGCAAUGGUAGUACAGCCUAUUUUCCUGAUUGGAUCUAUAAAGAUCUUGAAAAUGGAGAUCAAACGUGGAUAAUUGGAGAUGAAAUAAAUGAAGAGGACAACAAGAUUGUGAAGAAGAUGAUAUUGGUGAGUCUUUGGUGUAUUCGACCAUGCCCAUCAGAUCGUCCACCGAUGAACAAAGUUGUCGAGAUGAUAGAGGGCAGUUUGGAUGCUCUUGAACUCCCCCCUAAGCCUUCUAGGCAUAUUUCCACCGAGUUAGUUCUUGAAUCUUCUUCGCUUUCUGAUGGCCAAGAAGCUGAAAAACAAACUCAAACCUUAGAUUCUACAAUUAUUUAGCGCAAAAGUCUAUUUUUGUUUUUGAUAGUUUGAUCGAAAGAAUUAUAAAAAAAAUAUAAGAAACAUUUUGAAAACGUUUUUUCCGAUC
Molecule: messenger RNA, 2677 nt
Organism: Arabidopsis thaliana (thale cress)
Lineage: Eukaryota; Viridiplantae; Streptophyta; Magnoliopsida; Brassicales; Brassicaceae
Product: Malectin/receptor-like protein kinase family protein
Exons: 1
Coding region: 148-2589 (813 amino acids)
Cellular component (GO): membrane
Molecular function (GO): protein kinase activity; ATP binding
Source: RefSeq, marked reviewed